Molecule: messenger RNA, 966 nt
Organism: Trachymyrmex septentrionalis
Lineage: Eukaryota; Metazoa; Arthropoda; Insecta; Hymenoptera; Formicidae
Product: nucleosome assembly protein 1;4-like
Exons: 6
Coding region: 1-966 (321 amino acids)
Source: RefSeq, a predicted model, not a curated record
AUGGAACUUCGCAGGUUGCUAGGGAAAUUUUUCAUCGUAGUUAGCAACUUAAAUAAAAAAUCAGUUGCUGGCGAUUAUCUGACAAAGUUGUCAGAUAACGAUGAAAAAAAUUAUUCCGUUUUCGGGAAUUUUGUUGGUGAGUGCUCCAGUACACUAGUGUGUGUUAUGCACAAACUAGGGCAUUGCGGUGAUGACGAGAGACUAAAAAAUAUAAUCGCACGUCAUCUCGAAAUACGCGAGUGCUUUGGUCACGAGGAGGAUGACGCUGGAAGUCACAUAGCUGACUUCAAGCGACGCAUUGGACUAAGAGAAGCCGGCAGUAUUGUGGAGCGUGCGAUACCGCAUUGCAGGGGUCGGCCAGUAGGACGACUCGCUUUAAGGAGUCGUCGCCCUGCGGGAGAAGAAGAGGAGGGAGUACCAGCGAGAAGAGCACGAAUCGAAGAGGAAAACAAUGUUCCGCCUCCGCAUGACGUCCCCGUCAUUGUAAUCGAUGAUGAUGAUGACGUUGAUGACGAUAACAUUGAUGGGGAUGACGGUGUGAGUCCAGCCGAUUCCAGAGCACUGGUCUCACUGGGUUCCACAAUUUUCAUAACGUCUCAGGAAACUGAAGAGGAAUUGAUACAGGAAGAAGUGGAGGAGGAAGAGCAAGAGGAAGAGCAGGAGGAGGAAGAGGAAGAAGAGGAGGAUAGCAUUAUCGAUAUUGAUGAUAAUGGUGAUGAUGAUGAUGAUGAUGAUGAUGAUGCCGAUAAUGAUGACAUCGACGAUAAUGCUGCCGAUAACGUGAAAGUCAUCUCCGAGAAUAUCAACGUCAAUGAUAACGGCGAUGAUGGAGAGGAGGAGGAGGAGGAGAAGGAGGAGGAAAUAACACAGGAGACAACAGAGAAAGAAGGUAGCAGAUAUUACGUGCCUUUUGGAAAUGAAGAAAUAAAUUGCGAACCGAUGAGAUUAUCGGAUUCACACAAUUAA